GUUGCCCAGGUGGCUGCGGUGGCAGCUCCAGCUUGGGCACUCGUGCUCCGGGCUAGUGUGGCAGGCCAUGGCCUCUGCCCUGUGUCCUCUCUCCAACUGGGAGCCCAGGAGCCGUCCAGAGGCCUCAAGGAGUGAUGUCCCCAGGAGUGUCGGGCCUCCGGGCCAGCCCCCGACACCAGGCUGGUUAGAAAAGGCAGAGUCAGACGGUGCUGCCACAGGGACCUGGCCAUAGAGGGAAGACCGGCCCUAUCCGCUUGUGGCUGAGGACCGUCGUGGCUAUGGCCCAGCAGCCGGGGGCCCCGGGGCCACCUCCCCUCCUGGCCUGGCCAGGCAGCAGGGAUCCUAUAGAGCCGGCACGGCGGGGCGUGGCUUGCAGCCUGCCCGUGUGGUCCACUGACCAGGAGACCAGGGAUGGGGGCAGCUCGGUGUCCUCUGGCCGCCUGUCUGGCUCCUCAGGGGGCCAUGUGUCUCAUGCCCCUCCCCAUGGGCCCUGGAAGGAGCAGCCGCCACGGGGGCUGGGGUCACAGCGGCCACCCAGAAAGAGUGACCCAAGGCUGGAGCGGCUGCGGGACCGGAUCCGCCAGCAGGCCCGGGGACAGGCGAGCUGUGCCUCCCUGGGCACCUCAGCCCCCUCCAGCGCCUCAUGCCUCUGCUCCGCUCCUGCGCCCACGCCCCAGAGGAGGACCUGCAAGGUGACAGCCCUGGCGCACUCAGGUCCCCAAGACAAAACCAGGAGGACACGGAGCCGCUCCUGCAGAAGGGACAGGGGGGCCCCCAGGUUGCCCUCACCCAGCAGAGCCGCCAAAGGCAAAGAGAAGGCGUGGUUGAUGACAUGGGCUCCAGAUUGUGAGAGGGAGGACAGCGGCCUGGUCAGACUGCAUCCUGCCCCUGGACGCCCUUGGAGUGGCUCCUAUCCAAAGACAGCUGGCUCCCCCUGCAAGAGCAGGGGCACUGCCACCCUGCCCUCCCAAGCAAAGCAGACCUGGCCACAGAGCUCCCCAGGGAAGGAUCUGGAUGCACAGCCCUUCCCACCCCGCCUGCAGCCCCGGGGGCCCCUAGGCCGCUCACACAGCUCCGAGGCCCUGUGUGACUUCAUGCACCGAAAGGCACAGGCAGGGCGGCAGCACGCCCUACAGCAGGUGGCCAUGGCCAUGGAUGCACUGGAGCGGAGAAGCCAGAGGCUGCAGGAGGUCUACCAGAAACAGAGGGAAGCCGUGCAGGGCAAGGCCAUCCCUGUGGUCUCCCAGACCAGCCCCGGCAUCGUCACCUUUGUCCCCAGCUCUGCACAGUCUGGGGUCUUAGAAGCCCCAGGGAAUCUGGAGGUCCCGGAGCAGGGGUGGAGCAAGGUGACUUCAGGCAUGGUGCAGGGGGACCAGGAGGUACCUGGCAGCUUCUGUCUGUGUCUGAACCGAGCAUGGAACCGCCCGGAGACGCCCCUGCCCGUGUCUGCCGCCUCCUCACUAGGCUCCCCGGGACCCCCAGAUCCAGGCCGGGGGCUGCAUGUCUGUUUAGACCCGCAGAUGGCUGAGCGGCUGGGCCUGUCAGGGUCCCUGCACGCCCAGCACAAGCAGGCCCGGCUGCAGGCGCUGGAGACGAUGGCUGACGUACUACAGCAGCGCGUCGACAUCCUCACCGCCAGGCUGCGCCAGAGCGAGGCCUCCGGGCUGCCCCCCCUGGGGCCCAGCACUGCAUCCACUGCGCUGGCCUGCCCAGAGGCUCCCGUGCCCAGUAGGGACAGAGGGUCGCCCCGUGACAAAUUCCCGGAUGCUGAGCCGCUGCCGUGGAGCCCUGGCUGGAUCAGUCCUGAGAGCCAGUUCCCAGGUGCUGUGCAGCUGGAACAGAGGCUGCAGGAAGACUUGGCUCCCUUCCAGGCCGCUGGCACCAGCACGAGGAGCACUCCGGGAGUACCUGCUACUCCGCACCCUACCUGUGGCUCCCCGUGGCUUGAGGAGAUGCUGGCAGCCAGAGGGGUGGGCUUGGUGACGCCCUGGACACCCCGGAGCUGCGGUCCCCAGGAGCCCAGGGUGCUGCGUCCCAGAGGCCGCGGUGGGCAUCUUGCCAACUUCCAGGCAAAGCCCUUGAACUUCCCAGAGUCACUAAAGCAGGACCCAGGACUUGGGCUGCUGCUGCAACGGGAGAAGCGUCAGCAGGAGCAGGAGCAGGAG
Messenger RNA from Octodon degus (degu), 2165 nucleotides. RefSeq names its product coiled-coil domain containing 187 (gene Ccdc187). The annotation marks the transcript as partial. Gene Ontology annotation, cellular component: centrosome. Gene Ontology annotation, biological process: microtubule anchoring. Gene Ontology annotation, molecular function: microtubule binding. The transcript has 12 exons. The record is from RefSeq and is a predicted model, not a curated record. Lineage: Eukaryota; Metazoa; Chordata; Mammalia; Rodentia; Octodontidae.